Dovyalis caffra is the source of this 4092-nucleotide messenger RNA. NCBI's taxonomy places the organism in Eukaryota, Viridiplantae, Streptophyta, Magnoliopsida, Malpighiales, Salicaceae. The record is from the annotation of a GenBank genome assembly.
AUGAUUAAUGAGGGAAAAAGCAAUUCAAUUCUGGUUAGUGGGGAGAGUGGUGCUGGUAAAACUGAGACGACUAAGAUGCUUAUGAGAUAUCUUGCCUACUUGGGAGGACGAUCUGGAGUAGAAGGAAGAACAGUUGAACAACAAGUUCUGGAGUCCAACCCUGUUCUUGAAGCAUUUGGUAAUGCAAAAACAGUUAGGAACAACAACUCAAGUCGUUUUGGUAAAUUUGUGGAAAUCCAAUUCGACAAGAAUGGGAGAAUAUCUGGGGCUGCUAUCAGAACUUAUCUACUUGAAAGAUCUCGUGUUUGUCAAAUUUCUGAUCCAGAAAGAAACUACCAUUGCUUUUACCUUCUUUGUGCUGCACCACCUGAAGAUAUUGAGAAAUACAAAUUGGGAAGCCCUAAAUCUUUCCAUUAUUUAAAUCAAUCAAAUUGUUAUGAGUUGGAUGGUAUAAAUGAUGCUCAUGAGUAUCUUGCAACGCGAAGGGCUAUGGAUAUAGUUGGAAUUAGUGACCAAGAACAGGAGGGAAUUUUUAGGGUUGUGGCUGCAAUUCUUCAUCUUGGAAAUGUUAGUUUUGCCAAGGGACAGGAGAUAGAUUCCUCAGUUAUCAAGGAUGAAAAGUCUAGAUUUCAUCUUAAUAUUGCUGCAGAACUUCUCAGGUGUGAUGUCAAGAGCUUGGAAAAUGCCCUGAUUAAACGUGUAAUGGUUACACCAGAAGAAAUUAUCACAAGGACUCUUGACCCUGAAAAUGCUGUUGCUAGCAGGGAUGCUUUGGCAAAGACGAUAUAUUCUCGCUUGUUUGACUGGCUUGUGGAUAAAAUUAAUGUUUCAAUUGGACAGGAUUCAAACUCAAAAUCAACAAUUGGAGUUCUUGAUAUCUAUGGUUUUGAAAGCUUUAAGUGCAAUAGUUUUGAGCAGUUCUGCAUCAAUUUCACAAAUGAAAAACUACAGCAACAUUUCAAUCAGCAUGUGUUUAAAAUGGAGCAGGAAGAGUACACCAAAGAGGAGAUAAACUGGAGCUACAUUGAGUUUAUUGAUAACCAGGAUAUGUUGGACCUAAUUGAGAAGAAACCUGGAGGAAUAAUUGCGCUUUUAGAUGAAGCCUGCAUGUUUCCCAAGUCUACACAUGAAACAUUUGCGCAAAAGUUGUAUCAGACAUUCAAAAAUCAUAAACGCUUUAGCAAACCAAAACUUUCACGCACUGAUUUCACGAUAGUGCACUAUGCAGGGGAGGUAAAUUAUCAAUCCAAUCAUUUUUUGGACAAAAACAAAGAUUAUGUGGUGGCUGAACAUCAAGCUCUGUUGAAUGCCUCAAAUUGCCCCUUUGUAGCUGGCCUAUUCCCACCAUUGCCAGAAGAAUCAUCAAAGUCAUCAAAGUUCUCUUCCAUUGGUUCACGCUUUAAGCUACAACUUCAAUCUUUGAUGGAGACCUUGAGUGCAACUGAACCUCACUACAUUCGAUGUGUGAAGCCAAAUAAUGUCCUGAAGCCUGCUAUUUUUGAGAAUUUCAACAUCAUCCAACAAUUACGAUGUGGUGGUGUUCUUGAGGCAAUUAGAAUUAGCUGCGCGGGAUAUCCAACCAGGCGAACCUUUUAUGAGUUUCUUAAUCGUUUUGGAUUACUUGCUCCUGAAGUUUUGGAUGGAAACUAUGACGAUAUGGUUGCAUGCCAAAUGAUUCUUGAUAAAAAGGGACUGAAAGGAUACCAGAUAGGCAAGUCAAAGGUCUUCUUGAGAGCAGGUCAGAUGGCUGAGUUGGAUGCUAGGAGAGCAGAAGUGCUUGGCAAUGCAGCCAGAACCAUUCAAAGGCAAAUUCGCACUUACAUUGCUCGCAAGGAGUUCAUUUCAUUGCGUAAAGCUUCUAUCUAUUUGCAAUCUUAUUUAAGAGGUAAUGUAGCCCGACAACUGUAUGAGCAAUUGAGGCGAGAAGCUGCAGCUUUGAAGAUCGAGAAGAAUUUCCGUCUCUUCAUUGCCAGGAAAUCCUAUUUAAGAGUGAAGUCAUCCGCAAUUACAUUACAGACAGGCUUAAGGGCGAUGACUGCACGAAAAGAAUUUAGGUUCCGGAAGCAAACUAAAGCUGCCACCAUCAUUCAGACGUCUUCAGAAGGCAAUAAUAGUUUCUCAGUGUGGCUGGAGAUGCAGAGUUGCAAGAAGAGAGCUCAGAAUGCUCAAAAUGGUCGGCUUUUAACACAGGACAUUGUCCUGUUAAUUUCUGCUGCUAGAGAGACAGGGGCUCUUAAAGAAGCAAAGGAUAAGCUGGAAAAGCGUGUAGAAGAACUUACAUGGCGUUUGCAAUUGGAAAAGCGAUUAAGGACUGAUCUUGAGGAGGCAAAAGCCCAGGAAGUUGCCAAGUUGCAGGAUGCAUUGCAUGGCAUGCAAGUACAGGUAGAAGAAGUGAAGUCUAUGGCUGUUAAAGAACGAGAGGCAGCUCGAAAAGCCAUUGAAGAAGCACCCCCAGUCAUUAAGGAAACCCCCGUCAUGGUUCAAGACACAGAAAAAGUCAAUUCAUUGUCAGCUGAGGUUGAAAAGUUGAGGUCUUCAUAUGGUGAAAUUGUGGAAGUUUGCCAGGCGCAGUUGCUCUCAAAAACUCAAAUCACUGACGAGGCAAAACAAGCUUAUGCUGUUGCUCAGGCCACAAAUGAGCAACUAACCAAGAAGCUUGAAGAUGCUGAGAAGAAAGCGGAUCAACUCCAAGAUUCAGUUCAGAGAUUAGAAGACAAGGUGUCUAAUUUAGAAUCAGAGAAUCAAGUACUUCGUCAACAAGCCCUCGCUAUAUCACCAACUGCCAGAGCUUUAACAGCGAGACCUAAGACAACAAUCAUUCAAAGGAGCCCAGAGAAUGGAAAUGUUCAAAAUGGAGAAGCAAAGAAAGCACCAGUAAGAGAUUCAAUACCUGCUCUACCUAACUCUCGAGAAGCUGAAAAUGAGGAUAGGCCCCAGAAAUCUCUUAAUGAGAAGCAGCAGGAGAACCAAGACCUCCUAAUUAAAUGCGUUUCACAAGAUCUAGGAUUCAGUGAGGGCAGACCUGUUGCUGCUUGUAUGAUAUACAGAUGCCUUAUCCAGUGGAGGUCAUUCGAAGUUGAAAGAACAAGUAUUUUUGACCGUAUCAUUCAAACAAUAGGUUCAGCGAUUGAGGUCCAAGAAAACAAUGAUAUAUUGUCUUAUUGGUUAUCAAAUUCAUCCACACUAUUGUUGCUACUACAACGCACCCUAAAAGCAAGUGGAGCAGCAAGCUUAACUCCACAACGGAGAAGAUCAACAUCAACUUCAUUGUUUGGAAGGAUGUCCCAAGGGCUGCGUGGUUCACCACAAAGUGCUGGGUUCUCAUUCCUUAAUGGUCGGAUGCUUAGUGGACUGGAUGAAUUGCGACAAGUCGAGGCUAAAUAUCCCGCUUUGCUUUUCAAACAGCAAUUAACAGCUUUUCUUGAAAAGAUAUAUGGCAUGAUUAGAGAUAACUUAAAAAAAGAGAUUUCCCCUUUGCUUGGCUUGUGCAUCCAGGCUCCCCGGACGUCGCGAGCGAGUUUAGUCAAGGGGCGCUCUCAGGCCAAUGUUGUAGCUCAACAAGCUCUCAUUGCUCACUGGCAAAGCAUAGUAAAAACUCUAAAUAAUUGCCUAAAGAAUAUGAGAGCCAACUAUGUUCCCUCCUUCUUAGUCAAGAAGGUGUUCACUCAGAUAUUUUCAUUUAUCAAUGUUCAAUUAUUUAACAGUCUUCUUUUGCGGCGUGAAUGCUGCUCAUUUAGCAAUGGGGAAUAUGUAAAGGCAGGGUUAGCUGAGUUGGAACAGUGGUGCCACAAUGCAACAGAGGAGGUGCUUAGCAUACAGCAAUUAUACAGGAUCAGUACUAUGUACUGGGAUGACAAGUAUGGCACCCACAGUGUAUCUUCAGAUGUAAUUUCAAGCAUGAGAGUUAUGAUGACUGACGACUCAAACAAUGCUGUGAGCAGUUCUUUCUUAUUGGAUGAUGACUCGAGCAUUCCAUUCACAGUGGAUGACAUUUCGAAGUCCAUGCAACAAGUUGAAGUUGUUGAUAUUGAUCCUCCACCUCUAAUCCGUGAAAACUCAAGUUUUUCAUUCUUGUUACAACGUGCAGAAUGA